Porites lobata is the source of this 1407-nucleotide messenger RNA. The record is from the annotation of a GenBank genome assembly. NCBI's taxonomy places the organism in Eukaryota, Metazoa, Cnidaria, Anthozoa, Scleractinia, Poritidae.
AUGGCCGUUAAAAGCGUGUUUUUGCUAGCUGCUUUCCUGACCGGCUGUAAUAUCAUAACCAAGGUCGCUGCAGUGCAAAAAAACACAACGGUAUUAAUUCUUGGAGGCGGGAUUUCAGGAAUUGCUGCAGCAAAAACAUUGAGCGAUCAUGGAAUUAAGGAUUUCAUAAUCUUGGAAGGAACGGACAGGAUCGGCGGACGAAUGAGAAAGAUGGAGUUUUUCAACAACACCAUUGAGCUGGGAGCAAACUGGAUUCAAGGAGUCAAGAACAACCCCAUUGAAGAUUUGGCGCUAAAAUGUGGAUUAAAAGGAAAGGCUGAGGUCAGAUCUUUUGUGAUACGAAAUGAAACUGGAUACAACACAACAAUGAAAGGUAAAAUGGCGCAACUGAAAUAUGAUGAAGAAGUCCUGGACAAAAUACGACUCCAGCGUCGAAAGUUGCACCAGGCGGAUAUUUCUAUGCGCGUUGCAUUGCGACUUGCAAACUGGCUUCCUCUCACACCGGAAGAAGAUGCUGCAGAAUAUUUUGAAUAUGACUUUGAAUACGCCGUCCCUCCCAAAUACAUCUCGUUAAGAACAUGGAUCGCGGACAAUGGGAGUAUUCACUCGGUUGGUGGCGAGCAGUUCUUUGUAACCGAUCCCAGGGGGUAUGUUCACAUUGUGGACUGUCUCGCGGAUAUGUUUCUGGAACCAAAGGAUCCACGGCUGCAAUUGAACACAACUGUAACGGAAGUGAAAUGGAAUGAGAACGGUGUUUACGUCACUUCUGACAAUGGCGAUGUGUACACUGCAGAUUACGCUCUGGUCACAUUUAGUAUUGGUGUACUGAAAAGUGGACUUGUCAAAUUUACACCUCAACUGCCCAACUGGAAACUGGAGGCGAUUUUCAAGAUCAACAUGGUUGUCUAUACCAAAAUUUUCUUAAAAUUUCCAGGGAAAUUUUGGGACGAUAACGAGUACAUUCUUUACGCUUCCAAAAGAAGGGGUUAUUAUUCCAUGAUGCAGAAUCUAGAAGCGGAUUCUCGUUUACCAAAAGGAACCAACAUCCUUCUGGUCACUGUAACCGGAGACGAAUCGGCCAGACUGGAAUACCAAAGUGAUGAGCAAACACAGGAAGAAAUAAUGGAGGUACUGAAAAACAUGUAUGGUCCAAAUAUCCCUGAGCCACUUGGUAUCCACUACCCUAAAUGGGGACGGGAUCGAUAUUUCUUCGGAUGCUGGUCAAACCUUCCGAUCGGAAUAUCGAGCGACGAUUACGUCAAUCUUCAGAAGCCAGUCGGGUCUGUAUUUUUCUCGGGAGAAGCCACGCACGAGUUGUACAAUGGUUACGUUCAUGGUGGGUAUAUAACAGGCGUGCAGCAAGCAGAGAAGAUAGCUAUGUGCGUAAAGAAAGGUUCGUGCAACUAG